GUUGCGAUGUGGGAAUAUAUCAUAUAGUUCAUUGUAAAAGAAAAGCUCUUUGUAAUGGGGAGUCGACCUCAUCUCCUGCUUAUUCCAUAUCCAGCACAAGGCCAUGUUGCACCUCUUUUAAAAUUGGCAGCGCAGAUUUCUGAACAUGGAAUCAAAAUCACGUUUGUUAACACGGAAUUAAUCGAAGCCAAAAUCUUGGCUUCAGGGCGGGAGAAAGCUGAUGAGGGGAGCCUGAUAAGGUUUGUUUCGGUUCCGGAUGGACUUGAAGGCGAUGAUCGAAACAAUCCAAUUGAGAUGAAUGAGAGCGUGUUCAGAGUUAUGCCAGGUCAUUUGAAGGAGUUGAUUGAGAAGAGGAACCAAUCUGAUGACUGUGAGCCGAUCACUUGUGUUGUUGCUGAUAUUUGUCUCGGAUGGGCUCUUGAAAUUGCCCACCAGAUGGGAAUUCCAGGAGCUGCUUUUGUUCCUUUUGGUCCACCCUCCUUGGCUAUCUCAUUUCAAGUUAAAAAGCUUAUUGAUUCUGGAAUUAUUGAUGCUAAUGGAAAUUCAAUGAAUGAUAAGUUGAUCAUUCUAUCAGAGGAAACACUUCCUUGGAAAAAUAACGAAUAUCCCUGGAGUUGUUCUGCUAAACCAGAGAUACAAAAGAUGCUAUUAGAACUUUCGACUGUUGUUGCCCAAGCUGUCAGAAUUCCCAACUGGGUUCUUUCCAACUCCAUUUAUGAACUUGACUUGUCGAACUGUGAUUUCGUUCCGAAAAUCUUAACCAUUGGCCCAUUACUUGCAAGUAAUCAUUCAGGAAAUUCAGCUGGAAGUUUAAUCCUUGAGGACUCAUCUUGCUUAAAUUGGCUAGACGAACAAACAACAGGUUCGGUCAUAUAUGUUGCCUUGGGCAGCACAACCACCUUAAAUCAGCAACAAUUUGAUGAAUUGGCGCUCGGUCUUGAAUCCUCAGGCCUGCCGUUUUUGUGGGUUGUUCGAUGGAACCUAGUGGAUGAAUCAUUCACCGGAUUUCCAGAUGGUUUUAAAGAGAGAAUAGCCGGUCGCGGAAAGAUUGUAGAAUGGGCAGCUCAAGAGAAGGUGUUGGCUCAUUCUUCUGUUGCUUGUUUCUUAAGUCAUUGCGGAUGGAAUUCAACAAUGGAAGGCAUAGGCAUGGGAGUACCAUUUCUAUGUUGGCCUUUCUUUGCAGAUCAAUAUCAAAAUAGAAAUUAUAUUUGUCAAGCUUGGAAGAUUGGCUUAGAUUUAACCCUGGAUGAAAAUAAAAUUGUUACAAGGCAUGAAAUACAAAGAAAGGUGGAAAAACUGCUCAGCGAUGAAGCUAUCAAAGCAAAUGCACUGAAGCUGAAGGAGAUAGCUGGAAGGAGUCUAGCUGAAGGUGGAUCUUCAUGUAAAAAUUUUAGAAGAUUUGUGGAUGCAAUUAAGUACGGUAAAUCUUGAUAAAUCAUAUGUAAUUGUGCGAGUAUUUUCCAUAACUAUAUCACAUAUAUAUUUUUUAUAUCGAAUCAAUCAUUUUUGAUUAGAUGUAUUUGUGAUUCUUGAAUUGCUACUAUUAACUUAGCACUAUGAGUACUAUCAAGUUCGACCUAAACCUAAGACCAUAUGAAAUUAUGUUCUUGAUUUAAAGGAUUGAGUAAACUUGACCUAGAGGCAUCAAA
Mangifera indica (mango) is the source of this 1649-nucleotide messenger RNA. Its product is annotated as UDP-glycosyltransferase 83A1-like. Gene Ontology annotation, molecular function: UDP-glycosyltransferase activity. The transcript is spliced from 2 exons. Lineage: Eukaryota; Viridiplantae; Streptophyta; Magnoliopsida; Sapindales; Anacardiaceae. The record is from RefSeq and is a predicted model, not a curated record. Bases 55 to 1431 code for a protein of 458 amino acids.